This is a messenger RNA of Dreissena polymorpha, 1867 nucleotides long. Its product is annotated as centrin-2-like. The transcript has 7 exons. Gene Ontology annotation, molecular function: calcium ion binding. The record is from RefSeq and is a predicted model, not a curated record. Bases 375 to 1301 code for a protein of 308 amino acids. NCBI's taxonomy places the organism in Eukaryota, Metazoa, Mollusca, Bivalvia, Myida, Dreissenidae.
UGUUGUUAAAAUUUGUUUAAAGAAGUGAUACUACAGCUUUAAUUUAAUUAAAUUGUCAAUGCGUGUUUACAGAGUAUCAACGUUUACAGGGUUACAUAUCAAUGUGUGCAGCAAGAAUAUUUGAUAGCAUCAUAAUAUGUUUUAAACUUUUAGUGGAUUAAUUUAAAGCGCGUGUCAACAAAUUAUGUUUUUGGAAUUGUGUGGUGGAUCUAUAAUGUUAACAUUUACUGAAACGUAUAUAGUCUAACAUUUAGAAUCAUUUCAGAUGAAGAUUUAUCGUGGUACAAAAUUUGGAAAUAUAUAAUACGUGAGUUCUUAUUUAAGUGACGCGGAGAAUAAUCUUGCAGGCCUUUUGAGAAGUUAUAAGCCAAGCAAUGAGCGCUAAGCGGUCUGGAAAGAAGCUAAAGGCGCGCGUGAGUUUCGCGGAGGAGGACACAGAGGAGAAGCCGCGCACGCAGAAGGACGCCAUGUUGGCGGAGUUGGAUCGCCUCAGGCGCCGGGACGAGGAGCAACGGCGCUCGCAAGAGGAGUACCGGAAAGAGGAAAUCCGUAAGGUGCGCGCGCAGAUGGACAAGGAGCAACAUGAACUGGGUCUGCAGUUGAUCCCUGGUUCUCGGUUGAGCAAACAGGAAAUCAUGAAGAAACUGGGACUGGAGGAGAAAUGUCUGCUCAAGGAAGAACGCACACAAAUUGCCGCCGAGACAUCUCAGAUGGUCAAUAACACUGCCAUGAGGUACGGCCUGCACCACAAAAAGAAAGCACCCAACCUGGUCACAUUGGCAGCGGACUUCGUGGCCGCCCAGAAGUCAUCCAACGUCCUAGGACUUCCGGAUCGCGUCGUCAAGGAGAUGACUUUGGAUGAAAUUAUUGACCUCAAGAAACUGUUUGACCUUUAUGACGUUGCCGGCGCAGGAUAUAUUCGACGGAAAGACGUUCAUAAAUUGUCGUCAAUUCUUGGCUUUCGAUUCUCCAAACAAUACUUCAACGAGUCACUAGACACCCUGGUGAAGGAUCCCGCGGGCAAGGUGACCUUUGUGACCUUUCUAGACUUCAUCAUCAAGGAGCAGCAGGGAAACGACCCGUUUGAAGAAGUACAGCAGUGCUUUCGGAUUCUGGACGCAGACGACAAAGGUUACGUGACAUUCGAAGACAUCCGCAGAGCGGCAGAUAGCACAAAGUGCGGCCUGUCGGAGCGGCAGAUCCACGAAAUGUUGGACGAGGCCGACACUUCCGGUGAUGGGAAAAUCAGCCUGGACGAGUUCACUAUUAUUAUGUUGCGGACUAGUGCGUUUAAUUUUUAGGCUAGACCAGAGAGAUAUUAAUAGACGGAUCCAGUGGAGUCUGUUAGCGUUGCAAAUUACAAAAAGUUCACUAGUAAUAAAAAGGAAUUUGAAAAAUCUGUAAUAUAAUGUUAAUUUUAAAUCUGGAAAAAUUCACAAUAAUUUUGAGUACAAUUAUCAAAAUAUAGCGACGUUUUGUAGAUCAACACAGUUUCAAAAUAUACAUUUGAAGCGUUUUUGAGUUAAGAGAUCACCAAAGAUCUGCGAGUGUCGAGUUGUAUUGGCUAGACAACUAUCCGUUAAUAAAACGCAUCUGAGACUUUUUAUAUGUUAGCCGCGUCAUGCGAAAAUGUAUCUCAUGCCAUAUACGACCAGUGUAGCUCCACAUCAGUAUGCGCAUCCGACUUUAUUUCCUCUAGCUCUAGAGUUUUCAUCGAAUCUUCAUUACACUCUUGGAAUGUUUGCUGACAUAAAAUGUACGAUAGCAAGCCUAUUCGUCUCAGGCACAAAAGAGUGAUUAGCCUUUAAAUAUAUACAUAAAAUUGCAAAAUUCUCCGUUUCCACUCACUUACUCGGUCCAUUUCCGU